Messenger RNA from Komagataella phaffii GS115, 1467 nucleotides. RefSeq names its product Mitochondrial protein involved in protein import into the mitochondrial matrix. The record is from RefSeq and is a predicted model, not a curated record. Lineage: Eukaryota; Fungi; Ascomycota; Pichiomycetes; Pichiales; Pichiaceae. Bases 1 to 1467 code for a protein of 488 amino acids. Gene Ontology annotation, molecular function: phosphatidate cytidylyltransferase activity. The transcript has a single exon. Gene Ontology annotation, cellular component: mitochondrion. Gene Ontology annotation, biological process: cardiolipin biosynthetic process; CDP-diacylglycerol biosynthetic process.
AUGAGAAGCAAGAUAAUAUACCGCUUUGCUUCUACAAAGCCCAAAGAGAUUGACCCCAUUGUUUUGGAUGAAAUUUUCAAGAAGAACAAACCCGUGAAACGAUACAGGCUGAUCAUCCGUAAUAAUAAGCUGCGAUCAAAUGAAACCCCGAAUUCCACCACAAGCGCUGACCAGCUCAAAAUUCUGGACGAGAACCUGAAAAAAUUUAAGAAUGCCCCCAUAAACUUCAAUUAUUAUCUUCGGAAUAUCGCUGGAUUGAAAACGAGUAGCCAGUUACCAUACAAAUUUGGAGAGAACCAGAUAAUCACCAGCGAUAAGAAUGAGACAUUGCAGAAAGUCCUAUGGAAGUUCAAUGCACCUAUUAGAUUUGCUGCGGGUUACGGUUCCGGUGUAUUUACUCAAGCGAAUCAAAAAGUUUCAGAAAGUAAACCUCAGAUGGAUAUGAUAUACGCUGUAUCAUACCCAGACCAUUGGCACGCACUAAACCUACAUCAGUUUCCAGAGCAUUAUUCUUUUUUGAGAAUAGGCGGUUCUGGGUUAAUAGGCAAGGUCCAAGAUUUAGGAGCUGGAGUUUAUUUCAAUCCAUAUGUGGACAUGGAAGGUUGCCAGAUAAAAUAUGGCGUAACCUCAAUGACCAAUUUGAUGAAUGAUUUAAUCAAUUGGGACACUUUCUAUCUAAGUGGAAGGCUGCACAAACCAAUAAAUAUAAUGAGAAACAGUCCAAAUAUUCAAUUGCUGAACCAGUUUAAUUUGAUCAAUGCGAUCAAACUAUCGCUGUUAUUAAACUCCGACAGGGGUACUGAGUUUUCAAUGAGUAAGGAAGAGCUUUUCCAUCUGAUCACUUCUCUUUCUUACCAUGGAGAUCCUCGAGUGCAGUUAGGAGGAGAAAGUCGUGACAAGGUCUCAAACAUUGUUUCCGGCCAAUAUGAUAAACUUGACUGGAUGUAUGAUCCAUUGCUAAGAAGCUAUUUCGCAGAUGUCGUCCAAUUCGAAACUGACUCUACGUUUAAAGUUAAUUUAUCCACCGACGCCCAGUCAAGAAUGAUUGUAGAUUUACCAAAAUCAUUCAGAAAGAAGAUUUACGCCAAGUAUGCUGACAAAUACUCAAAAGAAUUUUCUGAAGAUAUUAUUGCUCAAAAAUUACUUAAUCCUAUUGAAAAUGUGGUAGCACCUGAACUUUCAGACCUUUCUUUCAUUGAGCUUCAAACGAUCAGUAAUUCUGAUCUAUCAAAGUUACCUAUCCAGGAUUACGAGUACAUCUCAAAUAACAUAAAAUGUAAAUCUUCGUUUCCUUUAAAAAUUGCCGAAGAUGAAAACUUGAAACACAAUCUUUACCAAGCUUUGAAGGAGACCAUAUACAAACCUGCUUUUCUACAAAGUGUCAAGGGAAUUGCUACAGCGGGAGUUACCAAAAGCAUAAAGUAUGCCUGGGCCAAACGAAAGAAGUAUAACUCUUCUAUAAACUAG